AUGACUGCGAGCGCGCGCUUACGUAAUUACAGGACGCGGUACGAAAGCCUGCGGGUCGCGAUUAUCGAAGGUAGUCCUAUAUACGUUAGCACAUCCAUCAACACCAUCCUCGAGCGCGGCUUCCUCCCCGCACCACCAUCCGCGUACUACACGCUCUACCCGCGCGCCCUCGACUCAACAGCCCCCGCCGCGCCCUCGAUCUUAAGUCAGUCCAAAUCCGCGAACCUCAUCCACCUCGAGGGCCGCGUCGCGGUGUCGUCCGAGGUCGUGGAGGCGCGGACGCCCGAGGAGGUCGCUGGGCGCGCGGAUUGGGAGGACAACACGGAGAAGCGGGAGGCGAGCUUGCGCGAGCGGAAGGCGCAGAUGAUCCUGGCGGCGAGGCGCAGGCGAAGGAGGCAGCAACAGCCGUUCACGGUGAAGGACGUGCAGGUGAAGGCGGACACCCCCCAAGUCCGCGGUCUCUCGGCGACUCGCCGGCCGUUCAAGCUGCCCGAUCAUUGGCUUGUCACCUCUCAGGUCGACGUGAUCCCGUUCAUCCAGGCUGCCAUCCUCGAAGAACGGAACCUCGAACAGUCAUCCAACGCGCGCACGCCCACGAAGUGGCAAGUCGCAUACAUGAGCCCGCGCCUCGGGGUGCUGAACGAUAUCCCGUUCGCGAUUCCGUUCGAAGUGCGCGUGUCCAUCUUCCGGCAGUUCGUCGCAUCGGACCUUGUCGCGCGCGGGCUGCUCUCCACCUCGAGGCGGCACGCAUUGUAUCCCAAAACACGGGUGAUCGUGCGCCGGGAGAGCGUCGCACAGGGCGGGUUCGAACACCUAGGCGACAUCGACUUGCACGCGCCCGUCGCGAUCACGCUUGAGGUGGUCCAUACGGGCCGCGGACUGUGGUCGGCGAAUAAGAAGAAUGGGCUGUAUUCGAACCCGCAUUCGUAUGCGACGGAGGCGCAUAGCUUGACCUGGUAUCGCUUCAUUGGGCGGAUACUGGGGAAGGCGUUGUACGAUGGGAUUAUAGUCGACGUGGCGUUUGCCGGGUUCUUUCUUGCAAAGUGGCUCGGCCAGCACAUUAACACUGGCGAUCCCGAAGAGCUCUCGCUCAACUUCACCGUUGUGGUGCAAGAGUUCGACGUCGCACGCACAGUCGACCUCAUCCCGAACGGGAGCAACAUCGUCAUCACGCCCGAGAACCGGCUGCAGUACAUCUUCCUCGUGAGCCACUACCGACUGACAAAGCAGAUCAAGGAGCAGAGCGAGGCGUUCUUCGAGGGCCUCUCGGAGAUGAUCACGCCGCGGUGGUUGCGGAUGUUCAACCAGCAGGAGCUCUAGAUCCUGCUCGGCGGCGUGAACGCGCCUA
Molecule: messenger RNA, 1348 nt
Organism: Rhodofomes roseus
Lineage: Eukaryota; Fungi; Basidiomycota; Agaricomycetes; Polyporales; Fomitopsidaceae
Exons: 12
Coding region: 1-1320 (439 amino acids)
Biological process (GO): protein polyubiquitination; ubiquitin-dependent protein catabolic process
Molecular function (GO): ubiquitin protein ligase activity
Source: RefSeq, a predicted model, not a curated record